AUGGAGGCGGUGGCUCUUUUCUCUUUCACAGCAUCAGAAGCAGACGAGAUCAGUUUUCAGAAAGGGGACGUUAUCAAGGUGACAGAGAUGGAGGAUGAUUCCUGCUGGUUCACAGCAGAGAUCCGGGGGAAGCGUGGCUACGUGCCAGAGAACUACAUUUCCCUGCUUCCUUAUCCGUGGUUUGCAGGACGGGUGUCGAGACUUGAGGCUGAAAAGCGUCUGCGCUGGCAGGACACUGGAGUGUUCCUGGUGAGGGAGAGUGAAUCAGCUCCUGGAGAGUUUUCUGUCUCUGUCAGCUACGGUGAAAGGGUGGAACAUUUCCGAGUGCUGGAGGGCGGCGGUCAGUACUGCAUCUGGGAUGAGUCGUUUUGCUCCCUCAACCGGUUGGUGGACUUCUACAGAACCCACAGCAUCGCCGUGGAGAAAGUGGUCUGCCUCAGAGACCCUCCCUCGUCCCCUCGCCUGCUGCCCCAGCCUGGACUUAACCCUUAUCCCAACCCUUAUAAGAGCAACUCUCAGGAGUCCCUCCCCUCAGCCCGCCUCUACUCCCACCCCUCUCACCCAGAAAGAGAGUCCUCCCCACGUCUGCUUGAACCAGUUGUGGGGAAACCUCGUCUGGCUCACGCCCUCUGCGACUACACUCCCCCUCAGACCGCCCACCUCCACUUCCUGCGUGGUGACAUCAUCGACCUGCUGGACUGCUCGAGCCCGCUGACCUGGAGAGGGCGCUGUCGAGGCCGCGUAGGGAUCUUUCCUCCAGAAUACGUGCAGCCGCUGUACCACUGACACCACAGAAAACUGAACACCGGCUCCAUCAGCGACUACGUUUACAUGCUCACGAAUUUCCACCAUUAUUCUGAAUAUGACAAAAAUCUGAAUUUUACCCGUCUCAUGUAAACAGCUUAUUGGGGUUGGAGGCUCCAAAUUAGGCUUUAUUUUAAAAAUAGCAUUUUUCCAGUUUGGAAAAACUGCUUUGCUGAUAUUCUUCGCAGUUUGCAGCAUGCGGCCUCUUGCCUGUUCAUAGUCAGCUCUGUGUGUUGCCUAGCCAACAGUUUGCAAGGCCGCAUGUGCGAAAGAAAAACUCAAUUUCCACCUGGUAGAAGAAACACACCUACUUUAAAUGCGAUGAAAUACUUGGAUACCGACAGGUUUUUGGAAAUGCACAAAUAUCACAAUGCUGACCAGUUCAAGAAGAUGGUUGCGUGAAUGAAAAGAAGGAGGCUGUGUUUGAUAAUCAGCUGCAUGUAAAUGACAAUGUUAGUGGAAUAGUCAUUUUCAUCAGCCAUGUAAACAGCUUACCAGGAAUAAUGAAUAUUUUGUGGAUGUAAGCACACUGACUCUCAGGCUCUCCUCACCUUCCUUACAUAACCAGUGAUUGAACUGCUGCUAAAACAAUUACAAGUACAAUAAUCAAUUAGUCCAUGGACAGGAGAAAAUUAAUUGAAAGCAAUUUGAUUGAAGGGCCUAAAAACGUAUCUUGUCACUCAGCUUCGGGCUCCUGUGUGAACAGUGUUUUAGUUUUGGGUAUUUCACAUGAGAGAUUUCUGUGUUUCUGUUUUUCUCUGAGCUCCUGAAGUGGGCGGGGAGUGAUGUCACCUACUUGCACCAAUCACGAUUUAGCAACAUGUGAAACCAAACCUGAUGGCAGUUGUUGGGUUGUUACUGUCACUGUCAAUCAAAUCUGAUCAAACCAUGCUGUCACAGUCCUGAUUGAGUGUUAAAACGAAAACCAAAACUGUUUUUUAAACUUUCAUCAAUUCAUUAGAAAGAAAUGCAACGCCAGAGUCUGUGUUUGGGUGUUGAAGACUAUUACAGCAUAUGUGAAAAAACUUGUAGAAGGUUUUUUGGCUCCAGGGGGAGUUGUUCAAAAUCAGAUAAAUUGCCUCAAGUGACGUCACUUGAGGCAAUGCAUGGGAUCAAAUGAAUGCAUGGGAUGAAAAGGACUGUAUCUCUGACUCUGUCUGCAUUGAGUUUUUGUUAAACUGUACAUCAUGAGUCUGACAGUGUUAUGAGUGUAAUGCUUAAUUUGUGCAGUAGUGAAAAGUUUUCCAGGCCUUCAUUCAAACAAUUCAAGUAACAAGCAGAAAUGCCAAAUAUUUAGGUUCCAUAUCUGUUCCAGCUGCUCAAAUGUGAGGAUUUGUUGUUGCUUCUUAUAUCAUUAUUUCUACCUUUGGAUGGUGGACUGGUGGUCACUGCAGGCAAUUCAAACACAUCACCUUCAUUCUGUGGGUUUCAUAUCUUCCUCACAUUUUGUCACAGGUCAAAAAUGAUGAAUCAAAAAUGAACAGAAUUGUUUCAGCCCUGAAACCUUUUCAACCCGCCUUCUGAGCCCUGAUGUCCUCCCUCCACCAGCAGCUUGUAGCGAACAUGUUACAUUUCAGUUAAAAUUAGCCUUAUGUUCUAUUUAUUUGUCAUGUUUAUUUGUCUAUG
Chelmon rostratus (copperband butterflyfish) is the source of this 2430-nucleotide messenger RNA. RefSeq names its product GRB2-related adapter protein-like. The transcript has 5 exons. Lineage: Eukaryota; Metazoa; Chordata; Actinopteri; Chaetodontiformes; Chaetodontidae. Bases 1 to 786 code for a protein of 261 amino acids. The record is from RefSeq and is a predicted model, not a curated record. Gene Ontology annotation, molecular function: protein binding.